AUGAUCAUUGAUUAUGCACACUUUGGAGAUAUAGUCAGCUUCGACACUACAUUUCGCACCAACAGACAGUGUAGGCCGCUUGGGGUGUUUGCUGGAUUUAAUCACCAUAGAGGAUGCACUAUAUUCGGGGCCACACUUUUAUAUGAUGAGACAGUGGAAUCUUUCAAGUGGUUGUUUGAGGUAUUUGUUGAGGCACAUGGUGGAAAGAAGCCUAUAACUAUCUUCACGGACCAAGAUGCUGCUAUGACUAUAGCAUUAACAGACAUGUGGCCUCAGACGUGGCAUGGGUUGUGUACAUGGCACUUAAUGCAGAAUGGCAUUAAGCAUUUGGGUAAUAUGAUGAAAGAUGGCUCCGGGUUUCUUAAAGAUAUAAAGAAAUGCAUAUACCAAUAUGAUGAGGAAGAACAAUUCGACAGAGCAUGGUCUAGAUUGCUUAGUGAAAAUGGUGUUAUGGAUAAUGCAUGGUUGAGGCGCAUGUAUACACUUAGAAAUAAAUGGCACUUUGAGAGAGUUCUUAAUCAGAAGCGUGGCAAUGAGUUAAAAGCUAAAUUUGAAUCAAGAAACAAGUUGCCACAACUAGCAAAUUCAAUGUCAAUUGUCCAGAAACAAGCUGAGGAACUUUACACUCCUACAAUUUAUGCGAAAUUCGAAACAGAUGGUCUUCUUUGUUGCCAUUGUUUGAAAGUUUUAGAUGUGCUCGACAUAAAGCGUAUUCCUGAUUCCUACAUUUUGAAGAGAUGGACACGGGGAGCAAGAACUAUGGUAGUUAAUGACAAUAGGGGGAAAGAAAUUGAAGAGGAUGUCAACCUGGACCGUACACAGCGAAGCUACUACACAUUUGAGGGUUACGAAUUGAUGAAAGAUGCUGCUAAUGAAUUAAGAUUGAAGGAGUCUAUUUCCCAUAUGUCAUCUCAAGCAUCUGCAGUUCAUCAAUCACAAGCAUCUGCAGUUCAUCAAUCACUAGAUGAAGAUUGUAUUUAG
This is a messenger RNA of Macadamia integrifolia, 981 nucleotides long. RefSeq names its product protein FAR1-RELATED SEQUENCE 5-like. The record is from RefSeq and is a predicted model, not a curated record. Lineage: Eukaryota; Viridiplantae; Streptophyta; Magnoliopsida; Proteales; Proteaceae. The transcript has 5 exons. Bases 1 to 981 code for a protein of 326 amino acids. Gene Ontology annotation, biological process: regulation of DNA-templated transcription.